Molecule: messenger RNA, 1783 nt
Organism: Zophobas morio
Lineage: Eukaryota; Metazoa; Arthropoda; Insecta; Coleoptera; Tenebrionidae
Product: cytochrome P450 6k1-like
Exons: 5
Coding region: 197-1669 (490 amino acids)
Molecular function (GO): heme binding; oxidoreductase activity, acting on paired donors, with incorporation or reduction of molecular oxygen; monooxygenase activity
Source: RefSeq, a predicted model, not a curated record
AGCUCUCAUAGAGUUCACUCCAACAGCUCGAAAUAAUUCUUCUGGAUCCUGAAUACCACUUCGUCUUAGUAGCCGAUCUUCCCGGUCCUGUGUUGCUUCAGGACGUCCACUGCCUCUACGGCGAGCUUCCUGCCAAUCUCUAUAGAUCCGUCUUACUGACUUGAUCGCAACUAGUUCAGGUCGAUUUUUGGUCAAUAUGGUUGUGGUAUACUUGAUAGUGGCAACUUUUCUGAUUUUGUAUUGGUACUUUACGAGAAACUUUAAUCACUGGAAAAACAAAAAUGUACCAUUCCUAAAGCCUCUACCUUUUUUUGGAAAUGUUAUUGAUGGAAUAUUUAUGCGUCAAGCCUUUGGAGAAAUGUUUUCAACGUUAUAUCAGAAAAGCAAAGAACCUGUUCUUGGAUUUUUUAUUUUAGAUAAACCAUGCUUACUUCUACGAGAUCCUGAAGUAAUUAAGAGGAUUUUAAUUACAGAUUUUCAAUACUUUUUUGAUAGAAACGUUUUGAAUAACAAAAGAGAUGAUCCUAUCGGUACCCACAUGUUAUUUUUUCUGAAAAAUCCGGACUGGAAAGAAAUGAGAACUAAAAUCACUCCUGUGUUUACAUCAUCAAAAAUGAAAGCGAUGUCAAAUUUGAUAGAAAAUUCUUCCAAUGAAUUAACCAAUUAUUUAAGUACACAAGUCGAAAGAAAAUCUGUUAUUGAAAUGAAAGAAGUCUGUCUGAAAUUUACUGUAAAUGUAAUCACUUCUACUGCAUUUGGUGUCGACUCUAAUUCCUUCAAAGAUGAUUCUCGUUUCUGUGAAGAAGCCAAGAGAAUGAUUAACUGGGACGAUUUUAUGACCGCAUUUAGAAUAAGAUGUUACUUUCUAGCGCAUUCUGUGGUCAAAAUAUUUAGGCUAAAAUUAUUCAAUCCUAUUUCUAUAAAAUUUUUGGAAGAGAGUUUUUGGGAUAUUAUGAACUCUCGUACAAAUUCGAAAAGUCAUAGAAAUGAUUUAAUCGACAUUUUGCUUCAGCUGAAACGUGAUGAGAAAAAUUUCUUAGACGGAGACUUAUUAACAUCUCAGGCCGUUAUAUUCUUUGCCGCUGGAUUUGAAACAAGUAGUUCAACAAUGGGAUUUGCACUACACGAACUAGCAUGUCAGCCUGAGAUACAAACAAAAUUACGAAAAGAAAUUAUCGAAAUAUCGAAACAACAUGGCGGCAUAAAUUAUGAUUCUUUAAAGAAAAUGGAAUACUUGGAGAUGUGCGUGAAAGAAACUUUGAGAAAAUACCCUGUUUUGCCUGCACUGGAAAGAAAAAGUAACAGCCGUUACACCAUUCCUGAAACUGGUACUGUUAUUGAAAAAGAUACUCCUGUGUUUAUUUCGGUUAUGGGAUUACAAAAUGAUCCCAAAUAUUUUCCAAAUCCAGAAGUAUUUGAUCCGGAACGCUUUUCUUCCAACAAUAAGCACUUGGUGGAAAACUGUAGUUAUUUACCUUUUGGAGAGGGUCCUCGGAAUUGUAUUGGUGCAAGGUUUGGAAUGAUGUCAGUAAAAUUUGGACUGGCUAACAUAAUCAAAAAUUUUGUCGUCGAGGCUACUUCAGAAACCAAACAAAAAAUCAAACUAAAUCCCAAUGGCUUGGUACUGUCCCCUCAGAAUGGUAUUAGCUUAAAAGUGACAAGAGUUUGAUUUUAAUAAUUAAAAUAGUUUCACAAGUAGGUUUAUUUUUUGCUAUCGUGCUCCUGGUUAUCUUAACUGAUUGUAUUAUUGUUAAAUAUAAACAACAACUGUAUCUCUCUUUAA